UGCGCCCACGUGACGUUAAAGGAGGCUGCGUCUCAAGGCCAUUUUCAAAUUUCAUUGGUUUGGUUGUCAUGUGGUAGCGGAGAGGCAUCCCGAGUUACACGGGGAUUGUUUUGCUAGAUAUGUCAGCCUACAAAGGACAUCUCUCUCUUCUUUAAAACCUCUCCAAAAUGUCCUUUCCCAACAGCUCUCCUGCUGCUAGUACGUUUCUAGUAGACUCCUUGAUCGGUGCUUGCCGAACUGAUAGUUUUUAUUCCAGCAGCAAUAUGUACAUGUCAUCCAGCACAGAAAUGGGAAGUUAUGGAAUGCAAACCUGUGGACUUCUGCCUUCUCUCGGCAAAAGGGGGGAAGUUAGCCACCAAAAUAUGGGCAUGAAUGUCCAUUCCUACAUACCUCAGAUAGAUAACUGGGCAGAUCCGAGCAGAUCGUGCAGAAUAGAGCAACCUACCACCCAACAAAUGCCCACUUGCACUUUUCCACCAAAUAUAAAAGAAGAAAGUAAUUGCUGCAUGUAUUCCGACAAGAGAGCAAAGGUCAACUCUUCAGAAAUUCCCGCUUAUCCGAGCCUGAUUCCCGAAUCAUGCUCAGUUGAUAGUCCCGAAAUCCCUGUGCCGGGAUAUUUCAGACUGAGCCAAACUUACGCAUCUGGGAAAAAUCAAGAAUACAGCAAUGCCUCUGAAACGAGUUCAAACACAAUCCUGCAACUGAGCAGAGUUAAUCCCAAAUCGCAACUGUCUACUCUUGCUGAGGUGCAAAAGAAAAUAACUGAAAUUCCGAAUAACCGAGAUACCGCCAAGACGCCAACUCCUGUACAGAGCCCAGAACCAAAGUCGAGCUCGCAAGAGGAGAAGAACUGUUCUACUGAAGCGUCUGCCUCCAGCCCAGAAGUACCAGACAAGGACGCUAAAGAAUGCAAAGCUGAAGCACCAACAAGCAACUGGUUAACUGCAAAAAGUGGAAGGAAGAAAAGAUGCCCUUACACAAAGCACCAGACGCUGGAAUUAGAAAAGGAGUUUUUAUUCAACAUGUACCUUACUCGAGAGCGCCGUCUAGAGAUCAGCAAAAGUGUCAACCUCACCGACAGGCAGGUCAAGAUCUGGUUUCAAAACCGCAGAAUGAAGUUAAAGAAGAUGAGCAGGGAGAACCGAAUCCGGGAACUUACCUCCAAUCUCACCUUCUCGUGAGGGAGGACAUGAAUGUACAAUCGUUCUUUUUCGUUCUUUGUCAGAUGUAAGAUGCACUGGGGACUUGGACAUCUUGGUUUUUUUUUUCAUAUUUGGAAACUGUGACGUGUACCUGCUACUUUUGUUUGAGCUCUUGGUUGUGUUUCAUUUCUGGUUUUCUAAAAGUGCCGCAUUCUGUAAUUUAAAUAUGUGUUAUCACAGGGUAUAAUACGGACUGGUUUUGUCUCGGGUCUUAAAUUAUUAAAAUGUUGCAGACACCAUUGUGGGAAGAUUGUUUUUUCGCUGAGUUGAAAAAAAAAAUCUGUAACCGUACACGAAAUACACAGUUUUAAAUUCUUAUUAGACCAUGACUUUGAACAUGAAAGCACAUCUAUUGUUAGUAAUUAGAAAAAAAACAUAUAAGAGCAUCCACCUUAGAGUAGAAUAGUCCCAUUUAAGUAAAUCUUGAAGAGUUAGAAAUGUUCCUGUAUAGUAAAUGUGGUAAGUACUGUCAUCAUAUGGGUGUAAAUCUGAUGCAUGUUUUGUGGCAUGUACACUGCAAUAAAUUAUAUAUGUACAAAAAUGA
Molecule: messenger RNA, 1746 nt
Organism: Lepisosteus oculatus (spotted gar)
Lineage: Eukaryota; Metazoa; Chordata; Actinopteri; Semionotiformes; Lepisosteidae
Gene: hoxd10a
Product: homeobox D10a
Biological process (GO): regulation of transcription by RNA polymerase II
Cellular component (GO): nucleus
Molecular function (GO): RNA polymerase II cis-regulatory region sequence-specific DNA binding; DNA-binding transcription factor activity, RNA polymerase II-specific
Source: RefSeq, a predicted model, not a curated record